AUGAACUAUACUCUUCUCUUCCUGUUCGCGUCGCUCUCAGUUCUUGUUCUCGCUCUGCCAGCUCCCGCCGAUAAAUUGGCAUCCUCAGGUAGUCCUCGCUCUAUCGACGGCAAGACCACGCCUCGACAAGGACUUGCUCUUGGUCAGAAACAUGCUCACAUGGACCGUUCUCGUCACCGCCGCCACCAUCUUGCUGCUCGAAACACGCCAAUACAUUUUCCUCUGACGUUGGACCUCUUAUCCGUUCUCCACGACAUCGAAAUGUACACCGCUACAGCCCUCACAUCUCCUACUGAGUCUGUUCAGCCAACAUCUUCUGCGCCGUCUAAACAUCAACCCAUUUCGACGGCUCAAGCAGAGGUCAUCACUUCCGCCAAUCCCACCGCCAGCCAUUCAACAGCUACUACUGCUGCCGCCUCGCGCACAUCAGACGGAUUCCACCCAGCCGCAGCAAGUCAACCGAGGCCAACCACCACUGUCGAUCCUAGCCUUGCUCACAAAGGCUCUACGAAAGAUGCUCAGCACGUUGAAGGCCAAGAACAUCCCCCAGAGCUGAUCAUUCCCUCUGUGAUACCGUCUAUCUUGACCUUGACUGCGACCCCGACAUCCGACGCCACCGCUACUCAGUCCAGCGUCGAGGAUAUGCCGCUAGGUCCUACAUACGGCCACAGCACAGAGGAAGACAGAUCUGAAAGACUCUCUAUAGUAACCACCAUCAUCGGAGUCCUCCUCGCUUUGGCAAUCGUCGUUACCAUUGUGAAACUCGUCUCGAAUGCCGUCCGACGCAGAAAGCAGGAUGCUGCCCGGAGCAACACUACAAACCGCCGCGGGGGCGGUUCCUCUCACGGCUCACUCGCUGAGACUGCUUCAAGGGGCGAGAAACAUUCGGAGAUAUGGGACGACGGCCGUUCGAGCAUGGUGCAUGGGAGCAUCACCAUGCCGAGUGUCUCUCGUUCUGUGUCCGCCCGGGAGGAACACUUCUACGAUCAGCCGACAAUCCCCUCUGGUUUCGUUGGUCGGAUGAUGCUCUCCAACUCUUUCGACAGCCGUCUAGGCUCAACGCCGACUUUGCCGGACAUCAUGCCUCACCCUCCCAGCCCUCCUGGCGACCUUCCUCCGUUCCCGCCUCCGAAGACACCUGUCCCACCUGUCCCCGCUGAAUAUAGCGCGAUCCUUCUGACUCCAGUCAACAGACAAGAGGUGGACGACAAGCGACUCUCUUCUGCAUCAACAGCCGACGACAGCUUCAUUUCGACCGGCAUGAAGCGUAUGACCGGCGGCUCUGACUUCCUCUCUCGUCCACACUCGACCGGGUCUGUCUCAUUCGCGGGUUUCCAGAUGAACUGGUCAGAGACUUCUGGCGACAGAUCCUCCUGUGACUUCGCCUCGCCUACGCCCACGCCAGGACAGAACGAGUUCAAGAGCGGACACAGGCGAAUGAGGUCUCUGCCUAACACCGCAUCGUUCAUUUCAAGCAGCGGAUGCUCCAUGAACGACAUUAGCAGCCUUAGAGAUAGUACGCAGGCGAGGAGGAGCGAGAUGAGGACCCUGAGCGGGUUGCCGACCAUAGAGGAGGGAUACUGGGAGAGUUUCGGAAGUUUGGAGGCGUACGCCAGUGCGAGAGAAUCGACGGUUUCCCAGAGAUCCGAGAAGUCGGAGGAGGGAGAGCAAGAAGGUGUGUCGGGUGAAGUGAACGGUCCGAAGAGGGUGAAGAGCUUGGAUCUGUAUGCUUUGAGAGACAGGCCGACCUUGUAUGCUUGA
Messenger RNA from Stereum hirsutum FP-91666 SS1, 1761 nucleotides. RefSeq lists its product as uncharacterized. The record is from RefSeq and is a predicted model, not a curated record. The transcript has a single exon. The coding region runs from base 1 to 1761 and encodes 586 amino acids. NCBI's taxonomy places the organism in Eukaryota, Fungi, Basidiomycota, Agaricomycetes, Russulales, Stereaceae.